GACAUUUACUCUUUGUUAUCUGUUCUUUCUUACUGUCACACACAUAUAGGACCAAAGUUCUUUCCUUAGACAAAGCAUUUUCACUCCGAUUCAAACCCCGCUUUUCGACCUUCUCCACCAAACGACGUUGGGCAAACGAUCGUCCUCCACACGUAUUCUACUUUCUCGAGUAACAUCCUCUAUCAUUUAGACAUACUAGAUAAGAUAGCAAUACAAAAAUGCCAGAAGAAAGAGUGAAAAGAACGGAUUAUUUUCAAUCUCAACCUAUACCAACUCCACCGAACCAAAGUUAUCAAGGUCAUUUCAGAGCUGAAUCGGUCGAUGUUGUAGAUGAUGAUUAUGAACCUCAUCAGAUAGGUAGGAGCGAUUCUAGGACUCCACUCACUCCUCCGCAUGAUACUAAUCACCUUCUCCCUAUCGCUCCCCAAGGUCCUACACAACAAUAUCUCUCACCUCCUCAACCACUCCCAACCACCGGUCUUAACGCUGCAGGCAAUAGGGUACAUUAUCCACCUUCGCCCUACAUGGCCAAACAUCAAGAAUACUCUACCAUCCCUCUCAACGAUCAAACCCCCAUCUCUGGACGAUCCUCACCCAUGCCCACUCCCGUAUCUGGACAAUCGACACCUAAUGGGACAGGUAACAAAAAGAAACAUUGGUCAUUUUUACCUAUGCAUUCCACACCGUCGUCUCUUGAGGCCGGGGAAAACAUUAAUGAGAAACAAAAGAAACGUCCUAAGAGCAGUAGAAACAACAGUUGGGAUCUUUUGGGUGAUAGAGCUGAAUGGGAUGAAUUCAAUCCUGCUCAAGCGAGUGUGGAGAAUUUGCGUUAUGCAGAAGGUGAUGUGGGGACCAAUAAGUUGAGUAGACUGUAUUAUUGGGCCCUCAACAGAGGUAUCGUGGUUCGUUGGGCGUUGUACAUCCUUCCGAUCUUGGCUUUGCUUUGGCUACCUGGAAUCCUUGGUGUGACUGCGGAGAAGAACGCGACUAUUUGGCAUAUCAAAUUGAUAUGGUGGUCCAUCUGGGCCACUGUCGUUUGGGUCGGUUUCUGGGUCUCCACCGCGGUGUUCCUCAUGCUCCCUUCGAUCUGGCGUAACACGGUCGGUUCAAUCAUUCCCACAGCUCGUGCAUAUACCGAUGUCGUCCGUAACCUCGGCUUCUAUGCAAAGCUCAUAGCGUGGACAUUAGCCAACUGGAUUUCUUUCACCCCCCUGCUCAUCAACCAUUAUAUUGGAGACCAAUCCGCUACCUCGCGUAACGACCUGACCACAUUUGCCAAUGUCCUUUUCGGAAUCUUCCUCUGCACCAUUGUAUUAGCUGUGGAGAAGCUCAUCAUUCAACUCAUCGCCCUCCAAUUUCAUCGUGACUCGUACGAAGAUCGACUCAAGGAACAAAAGAUGAACGUCAGAUGUCUUACCACCCUGUAUAUCAACUCGCACGAUAUCCCGGGACGGAUGGAUACCCUGACAGAUGGCGCAUCAGGCAGCACCGGCAGGACUCGCGCUACGAAAAUUCCUCAGAUCGCUAUUCGCAAAGCUCUCAGAGGUCUCAAGUCGGCCGCUCAGAACACCACCACAGCCCUAGGGAACGUUGCCAGUGAAAUGGCAGGACAGAGUGUGUUGCAGACCAAUUCACCUGCCAACAAGGUUACCGCAGCUUUAUCUUCAGCGAACAAGAGCAGAGCUCUCGCUCGUAGGAUCUUUUAUUCUUAUCGUCAAGGAGGCGCCGACCACCUGGACAUUUCCGACAUUGCCAGAUACUUUCCUGAUCUGGAAACUGCCCAGGCUGCAUUUUCCAUCUUCGACAAAGAUGGGAAUGGCGACGCUACCAGGGAUGAAAUCGACGCUUCGGUUCUUGGCAUGCAUCGGGAACGCUUGAGUCUUGAAGCAAGUAUGAGAGAUCUUGACGGUGCUGUUCGACGCCUAGACGACAUCUUCAUGGUCGUAGUAGUUGCCAUUUCCAUCCUCAUUUUAGCUGCAACUAUCACGACGAAACUCACCACCCUCGUAACUUCCGCCGGUACCUUCAUCCUUGGUCUCUCUUGGCUUAUCGGAUCUACAAUGCAAGAAAUCCUAGGUGCUUGUAUCUUCCUCUUUGUGAAACAUCCAUACGACGUAGGUGAUAGGGUGGACAUUGAUGGGUCGGCAUAUACGGUGGUCAAGAUGAACUUGAUGUCAACUUCUUUCAAACGGGUUGAUGGGAAGUAUGUAUGGAUAGGACACAACAUCCUUACUACGAAAGUCAUUGAAAAUGUACGACGAUCUGGGGCGACUUCGGAAAGCUUUAUAUUUGAAGUUGACUUUGAGACUUCUUUCGAAACUCUUCAAGAACUUCGUGGUCGUAUGCUCCGAUUCGUAAAGGACAACUCGCGUGAUUUCCAACAUGUCUUCGACGUGACUGUCGAUGAUAUACCCGCUCAAGGCAAGAUGGUAUUGAAAGCGGAUAUCAGGUAUAAGAGUAAUUGGCAACAAGGGGCUUUGAAAGUUCAGAGGAGGAAUAAAUGGGUGUGUGCGUUGAAGAUGACAUUGAAAGACUUGAAGAUUUGGGGACCUGGUGGUGCUGGUGAUCCUUCACCUCCUCCCCCUGACCCGGUCAAAUACACAUUGGUACCAUACGAACCUACUCAACCUUCCGUUCAACCUGAAAGUCCACCACCAACAUUCCAAACUGCCACCGCGGCACAUCACGCCACAUCCCUAACCGGUCGACGAGAAGUCAUCAAUGAUCCUUCUCAGGAUAUAUGGGACGAAGAGGACGAACUUGGUAGUGCUUCACGUCCAGGAACACCGGGUCCUAAUACCCCUGUUACGGAUUCAGGUAUGAGACAGAGAUUACCUCCUGUUCAAGUCACGGAUGGAUCGAUAGAAAUGACUUCUGCUCCUGUUGCCAGGAGGUAAAGAUGGGAAUGGAUAGAAUCGCUGGUCGAUCUAUGGACUUUUUCGAGGUGGUGUUAUAGAGUUUGAAACAAAGAAUACAAAAAAGUACAUUUUCCAAUGCAAUUGUUAAAUCUGUUUU
Tremella mesenterica DSM 1558 is the source of this 3015-nucleotide messenger RNA. RefSeq lists its product as uncharacterized. Gene Ontology annotation, molecular function: calcium ion binding; calcium channel activity. Gene Ontology annotation, cellular component: membrane. The transcript is spliced from 15 exons. Gene Ontology annotation, biological process: calcium ion transmembrane transport; intracellular calcium ion homeostasis. Lineage: Eukaryota; Fungi; Basidiomycota; Tremellomycetes; Tremellales; Tremellaceae. The record is from RefSeq and is a predicted model, not a curated record. The coding region runs from base 219 to 2897 and encodes 892 amino acids.